Spinacia oleracea (spinach) is the source of this 1703-nucleotide messenger RNA. RefSeq names its product ferredoxin--NADP reductase, root isozyme, chloroplastic-like. NCBI's taxonomy places the organism in Eukaryota, Viridiplantae, Streptophyta, Magnoliopsida, Caryophyllales, Amaranthaceae. Bases 327 to 1457 code for a protein of 376 amino acids. Gene Ontology annotation, molecular function: oxidoreductase activity. The record is from RefSeq and is a predicted model, not a curated record. The transcript has 5 exons.
UGAACAAUGAAAUUAAGAAGCAAGACUUAAAACGGCAACCUUAAUGUGGCCUUUACAGAGUGCCUUAAGCUUGCUAGUAGCCUAGUACUAACAACUAACAAACCACAGUUGGCACAAUUAGCCUAAAUUGGUCGAUUGGGCAUUAGAUUUGGUCAUCAAUUUGGCAAUUUUUAAUUCACACUUCAACAGUCUGCUGCCGCCCAGCCUAAACCCGUCCCUUCCAACUGCCCAAAGGCUCAGUCACUUUCAUUGUUAAAUCCUCCUUCCUUCCUCUCUCUUCCCCGAUCAUCUCUCUCUUUCUCUCUCCUAAAUUUCUGUGUUCAAUCAUGGCUCAUUCCGCCAUCGCCAAGGUUUCUGUUGCUGUUCCAGUUUCAAAUGAAUCUGCUGUGAAAGGUUCUACUUUCAAGACAUACAGUGUAAGCUUUGGCAGUAAAUCAUGGGUCCCUGGCUAUACAUUGGACCUGAAAACAAACAACUUAAGACUGAGAAAGCAGUCAGUAGUAUGCAUGUCUGUGCAAGAAGCCGCCAUAACUAAAGUUGCGGUUUCACCUUUGGAGCUUGAAGAUGCUAAAGAACCACCAAUGCAUGUGUACAAGGCCAAGGGGCCAUACACAGGAACCAUCGUUUCUGUUGAAAGGGUUGUAGGUCCUAAGGCUCCAGGGGAAACAUGCCACAUUGUGAUCGAUCAUGCUGGCAAUGUUCCCUACUGGGAAGGGCAGAGCUAUGGUGUUAUUCCCCCGGGUGAGAACCCCAAGAAACCUGGGAAUCCUCAUAAUGUGCGUCUAUAUUCCAUUGCUUCUACGAGGUACGGAGACUAUUUUGAUGGAAAGACUGCAACUUUAUGUGUUCGUCGAGCACUCUAUUAUGAUCCCGAGACAGGUAAAGAGGACCCUGCUAAAAUGGGUGUAUGCAGCAAUUUCCUUUGUGACUCUAAGCCUGGAGACAAGGUCCAGAUAGCUGGUCCUUCGGGCAAGGUUAUGCUUUUACCUGAGGACCCGAAUGCCACACACAUAAUGAUUGCUACAGGAACUGGUGUGGCCCCAUACAGAGGCUACCUUCGUCGCAUGUUCAUGGAGGAUGUCCCUGCAUACAAGUUCAAAGGCCUUGCUUGGUUGUUUCUUGGGGUUGCCAAUACCGACAGUCUUCUAUAUGAUGUUGAAUUUUCCAAAUAUCUAAAAGACCACCCGGAUAAUUUCCGGUAUGACACGGCUCUUAGCCGAGAACAUCAGAAUAAGAAGGGUGGGAAGAUGUAUGUUCAGGAUAAGAUUGAAGAAUACAGCGAUGAAAUCUUCAAGCUGCUUGACAAUGGUGCUCACAUUUACUUCUGUGGGCUCAAAGGGAUGAUGCCCGGAAUUCAAGAUACACUAAAGAGGGUUGCAGAAGAAAGGGGGGAGAGCUGGGACGAAAAGCUUUCUCAGUUGAAGAAGAACAAGCAGUGGCAUGUAGAGGUAUAUUGAUAUAGUGUAUACCACCAUGUUAUUUUUAUUUUUCGGAUGCUUCAAUGUAGAAAGAAGAUCUGCUUGUGUUGAGAUAGCUUCAAUCACUUGCUUUUAGUCUGAAUGAAAGGUUAGCUUUCAAGAAGUGGGUAUUUUAAUCCCAAUUUAAUGAAUUUCAAUAAACGUGUUUAUUUGAUGAUGGAUUUCCCCUCUAUUGAUAAUAACUACGAAGUAGUUAGUAGCCUGGGUGAUGCCCGGAUUGUUGGA